Messenger RNA from Columba livia (rock pigeon), 4293 nucleotides. It is a transcript of the gene MDM4, whose product is annotated as MDM4 regulator of p53. Bases 347 to 1771 code for a protein of 474 amino acids. Gene Ontology annotation, cellular component: nucleus. The transcript is spliced from 11 exons. The record is from RefSeq and is a predicted model, not a curated record. NCBI's taxonomy places the organism in Eukaryota, Metazoa, Chordata, Aves, Columbiformes, Columbidae. Gene Ontology annotation, biological process: regulation of cell cycle; cell cycle; protein ubiquitination. Gene Ontology annotation, molecular function: p53 binding; ubiquitin protein ligase activity.
GAUAAAGCUGCUGCAGCUUCAGGCUGUCAGCUCUUGGAAAGGCAGGUGGGGAAUGUGUUAAUAUGUGUUAAUCAUCGUAAUCAGCGCUGACUGCUCCUCCUUUUGGGGGUGGCUGCCUUGGGAAGGUUCCAGUCUGGUCAACUGUGACUCAGCUGCUGUUCCCCCCGCUCUGACUCAAGGGUUUCACCGUGUUCAGAGCUUGCGGCUCGAUGGAAACCGGCAGUUCCUCACUGUGCUGAGAUGGGCAGUCAAAGCAUCCUCAGUGCCCCAGCACAUCUGUGCCAGUUGUUCUCACACAGCUGUUUGCAGCUCUGGUCUGUGCUGUAAACAGCUCGUCACUGCCACGAUGACAUCUUCCAGCUCUGCCCAGCCUCCAGCAGCUGAGAGCGCCUGCCGCCUCACACUGGGCCAAGUUAACCAGGUGCGACCCAAACUGCCACUUCUGAAGCUUCUGCAGGCUGCGGGCGCCCAGGGUGAAACCUUCACGCUGAAGGAGGUGAUGCAUUACCUGGGACAGUAUAUAAUGGUAAAGCAGCUCUAUGACAAAAACCAACAACACAUGGUCUAUUGCGGAGGAGAUCAGCUGGGAGAACUGCUGGGGCUGGAGAGCUUCUCUGUGAAAGACCCAAGCCCAGUGUAUGACAUGUUGAAACGGAACCUGACUUCUGCUGCUAUGGCAGAUGCCGCACAGAGUCUCGCAAAGGAACAGAGCGUCGAUAAGCCAAGCCAAGACCAGCUGAAGUGUAGCCAGCGGGAAGGUUCUGACACUGGCGUCAUGGAGGGCGAGAGCAAUUCUGCUGCUUUGUCUACCUCAGAGCAACCAUGUGCGAAGCACCCAGACAAAGACUUCAUAGAAAACCUCUCUAAAAGCAAGAAGCCUAAACUGGACCUCGUGUUUGAGGAAUGGGAUGUAGCUGGUCUUCCGUGGUGGUUUUUAGGCAACCUCAGGAGCAAUUACAAGUCCAGAAGUAAUGGAUCAACAGAUAUUCAGACUAACCAGGACAUCGACACCGCCGUUGUUUCCGAUACUACUGAUGACUUGUGGUUCCUCAACGAGUGCCCGUCGGAUCAGAGCGGCGCCACAGUCAAGGUGGAAGCGGUUGACUGCGAGGAAGCAAAAGAAGGUGACAAAAAGGUGACCGAGGACACAUGUUUGCAAGACUUUGAGGAUUCUCAACGCUUAAGUGAUGACACCGACACAGAAGCUGCUUCUGAGGGCUGCUGGCAAUGCACCAAGUGCAGGAAGUUCAACUCUCCAGGCAAACGGUACUGCUACCGCUGCUGGGCCUUGCGCAAGGACUGGUACUCGGACUGCCCCAGGCUGGCGCACUCGCUGUCUCUGUCAGACAUUGACGCUGUGCAGAACAAAGCCCUCGAUGACGGCAUCGACGUCCCCGACUGCCGAAGGACCGUUUCUGCUCCCAUUGGCCAACCCAAAGACCUGUACCUGGUAGAAAACAAAUCCCGGGUAGAUCCCGGCAGCUCUAUUGAGUCUUUGGAUUUGGCACGAGAGUGUGAAAGCAAAAAGUCUCUGUUGCAUUUUGCCGAGCAUAAAAAGGAGGAAGAAAUACAGUCUUUAGAGAGUAUAAAAAAAUUACUGAGUCCCUGCUUCUUGUGCCAUCACAGACCGCGGGACGGGAAUAUCGUCCACGGGAGGACUGCUCACCUUGUGGCCUGUUUCAGGUGUGCCAAGAUGCUGAAGAAGAAGCGAUCGCCGUGUCCGGUGUGCAGGAAGGACAUCGAGAUGGUGAUCAGGAUCUUCAUGGGCUAGCUGGGCCGCCUCAGGCCUCCUCCGCCAAAAGCUUCUCUUGCACUCGCACAAACCACGACUUCAGAGCUCGGCUGGUGAACACCAAAGAGAACUGAGAUUCAGACCUGACCGGGAGCACUGAGGAAUUGUCUGCAGCAAAUGAAGAAUCCGCUUUUCGAUGUCCACUUAAACUAAAGCCCAGGGGAGCAGGGGGCGAUCGGCACGUCGCUGUCAAUGCCCCGACUUUGGGAUUCCCCGAAUCCUCUGAUUUCAGCUCAGCGCUGCCGCUGGGAUUGUCUGUUCUGGCAGGAAAGAGUUCUAACUUUGGCUGUUGGAGCGUUGUUCUCCAGUGAGUCAAACCCUGUGCAAUGAUUCUGAGGGGAUCUGCGUCUGAGAUGGAUAGACAUAUAUAGAUAUACAGACAUUUAUAGAUAGGCAGGGGUGCAAAGAGGGUGGGAGAGUAGACCAAGGUGUUUGCCACGCAAUAAGCCAUUUCUCCAAGGAUCAGUUCUGAGGGCAGUGAGAAGUCAAUAACCCGGUUUCCGACGUUUCCGUUAGCGUAGGUUCGGUUGGUGAGGAGAAGGUGCCCUUGCUCCCAGACUUGAAAUAAGUUCUCCCAAACUUCUAGUCCACAACUAUCUCAGGUCACAUAUCCGGUGGCAAAAGAACAUCGGCUGAUUUUCUUUCCCUGUGGUUUAACACUUCAGGUGUUUGCAGAGUUCACUGUCCAUCAGAGCUGCGAGCGGCUGCUCUGCUGUCAAUACCCAGCUAGAACUUGCAGUUCAAAAGCAUCUGAGCCUUUCCCCAGCGCCCUCAGAUCCUCCUGAGCCCUCCCGUUCCCCUGGGCUUUGGAGGACACGCGGCAGGAGCAGUUGUGCCCUCGCCUUCCAGGUACGCAGACAUUUAAAUGCAGCACUAACCCUGCUUUGUGGUCAUCUCUGUAAUUCUCUCUCUAAUCCAGGGAGUAGACCUGAAGACAGAAGGAAAGGUGAAGGUAGUGCUGGCACCUGCGUGCUUCUCGAGGCCGCGUCCCCUUUUCCAGCCCAGCAGAAGGUCCCAAACUGCCAUAUCAAAGUCCUCGUUUCUCUGCAAAGAUACCAGAGUAGGUGCUAAAUGCGAUCACUGCCAAAAGUCGGGUCCACUUUAGAUGUCACGUAGUAUUGUGAUUCUUUGUGUGUUGGUUACGUUUUAGAUGACUCUUGUUGACUGUUAUUUACAAUUGUAUUUUAAAAGUCUGAGCAUAACCGUGUGGUGUUUUGUGCACUGUCCGUCAGUCCGUGGGGGUCAAUCCACACGGAAAAGCGGAUUUAUUGCCCCCUUAACUAAAGGGCUGUUAAACUGCCGGUGAUGCACUUUAACCCCGCCGAGCUCAGCGCGUUCGGAGGCCGCUCUGCCGCCUCGGUUCCUCCCUCUUUGGGGAGGCUCUUUCCUGUAGGGGCCGUCGGGUUACGGGGGGCACGUUGUGGCACUUUGUGGCACUUCAACACUGUGAAUUCCCUCCCGCCCCGAUCGCUUCUAAAAACUGAGUGGUUUGCUUCUCAGAACUAAAUGUUUUGCUAAAAGCAGCUUUUUUUUUGAAUUGCUCAGAUCCAGCCGCACUGAAAAGAAGGUAAUUUGUGUUGACAGAAGCAAGAAACAUCAGGAGAGUUUAAGUUCCAGUAAUAGGGUUGAAUAUCCCAACCAAAAUCCUCCUGAGACCUCUGCAGCUUCCUUUGUUAAACACAGAUUCUUGUCAGUGUGGCGGUUGGUGAUAAAGAGCAGGUCUGCAGGGUAACUUCCAUUGUAAGGAUCUCUGUACCUGUGAGUUCUUGUUCUCUGUACCUGUGACUUCUUGUCAACUGCUUAAUUCUUUUUAACUGAAAUAGUUAGCAGGCGUAAGAUACCACGACACUGAUUUGCCUUUGACAGAAGAAUAAGCUAUGGCAGCAUUGCACGUGGUGUGCGGCUGUAACCGCCCAGCCCGGGGCUUGGAGAGAGGGGGACGUCGGGUUCAGGAGAAAGGGAGAAAAACGUUUCAUUGCUUUAAGUUUAAGCUUCAGUAAGCAGCAGUUUCCCAGGAGCUGCGCUGUCCGAGGAGCUCAGGGCAGCACUGGCCUUGCCGCACCGAGCGGAGCUUCACGGCAACGGAGCCACCAGAUUCAACAGGGACCUCCGGAGGGUCCCGGAGACACAACCAGCGCUGGGAAGACCCCUGGAGCGGCAGGAGCGCAUCGUACUCCUGGCAAAGAUAGAGACUUGCUUUUCCAGAAAGAGAAAACGCCUGCUGGAUCUCCCUUCCCUGCAGCCUCUUGUUCCCAUAUAUAUAGAUAUAUUGUUGUUGUUGUUGUUGAGAACUCGGCGCCUCUCUGUCUACACCCACACAGCCACUGCCGCAGCGCUUGCUAAACCACACCUGUGUGUUUGCACUAUUUAAAAAAGGCACGUACCGCCGCAUAAUGAAUUGAAUUAAAUCGAGCGCAUUCUACCCUAACGUAGGUUUAUUGUUUAAUUUGUACCCUGUUUCCGGGAAAAACCUUUAAGUAAAAGCGGUUUCCAGUAAAACA